Molecule: messenger RNA, 1615 nt
Organism: Rhododendron vialii
Lineage: Eukaryota; Viridiplantae; Streptophyta; Magnoliopsida; Ericales; Ericaceae
Product: elongation factor 1-gamma-like
Exons: 8
Coding region: 154-1428 (424 amino acids)
Biological process (GO): translational elongation
Molecular function (GO): translation elongation factor activity; glutathione transferase activity
Source: RefSeq, a predicted model, not a curated record
UGGACCCUAUAAUAUUACCUCUAAACCCUAAUAUAAACCUCUAAAGUCUCCCCCGCACACACACGCACUCUCUCUCUCUGAGCAAAACAGGGCCGCCAUAUCCGCUAGAUUUUCCUCAUCUGAGACUAAGAGAGCAACAAUUUCCGUGAAGCUAUGGCUCUCGUUUUACAUGCGGGGAGCACAAAUAAAAAUGCUUUCAAGGCGCUCAUUGCUGCAGAAUACACUGGUGUUAAAGUUGAUUUGGUCAAGGACUUUGAGAUGGGUGUGUCAAAUAAAACUCCCGAAUAUCUCAAAAUGAAUCCUAUAGGGAAGGUACCUGUGCUUGAAACACCUGAUGGGCCCAUAUUUGAGAGUAAUGCCAUUGCACACUAUGUUGCUCGCUUGAAGGAUGCCAAUCUACUUUAUGGAUCUUCCCUUUUUGAAAAUGCCCUGAUUGAGCAAUGGAUAGAUUUUUCAUCUCUUGAGAUUGAUGACAAUAUUUUGCGGUGGUUCAUUCCGCUUAUUGGUUUUGCUGUCUAUCUUCCCCCGGCAGAGGAAGCUACAAUUUCUGCAUUGAAGAGAGCAUUAGGUGCUUUGAACACCCACCUUGCUUCCAACACUUACUUGGUUGGACAUUCUGUCACAUUGGCUGAUAUUAUUAUGACAUGCAACUUGGUUCUUGGAUUCAAUCGGAUCAUGACUAAGAGCUUUACUUCAGAAUUUCCACACGUAGAGAGAUACUUUUGGACCAUGGUUAAUCAACCAAAUUUCUACAAGAUAUUGGGUGACAUUAAACAGGCAGAGUCUGUCCCACCUGUUCAAUCAGCAAAGAAGCCAUCACAGACGAAGGAACCUGCAAAACCUAAGGCCAAGGAUGAACCGAAAAAAGAGACAAAGAAAGAAUCGGUGAAGCCUAAGGAGGGGGUAGUUGGAGAGGAGGAAGAGGAGGCACCCAAGCCAAAGCCAAAAAAUCCUCUUGAUCUCUUGCCUCCAAGUAAAAUGAUACUGGACGACUGGAAGAGACUAUAUUCCAACACAAAGACCAACUUCCGUGAGGUUGCUAUAAAAGGAUUUUGGGAUAUGUAUGAUCCUGAGGGAUACUCUCUUUGGUUUUGCGACUACAAGUACAACAAUGAAAAUACAGUCUCCUUCGUGACUUUAAACAAGGUGGGUGGUUUCCUACAGCGAAUGGAUUUGGCUCGCAAAUAUGCAUUUGGGAAGAUGCUAGUGAUCGGUUCAGAGCCCCCAUUCAAAGUGAAGGGAUUGUGGCUCUUCCGAGGGCAAGAGAUCCCUCAGUUUGUGAUUAAUGAAUGUUACGACAUGGAAUUGUAUGAGUGGAAGAAGGUAGACAUUUCUGAUGCGGAUCAGAAGGAGCGUGUGAAUCAGAUGAUUGAAGAUUAUGAGCCUUUUGAAGGUGAGGCUCUGCUGGAUGCAAAAUGCUUCAAGUAAAAAGAACAAAUCAUUGGCAGAGAAAGGUAGUUAUAAUUUGGCAUCUAACCUCUGUCAGUUGUUUUUGCCCUCGUUUGAAUUUGUAAUCCGAGGCUCAUGACUGUUGAAUUGGGAUUUUGUUUGAGAGUUUUCUAUUCUAGUACUCGUCUUUUAAAUCAAAUUUACGAAUUACUAUGAUUGUCCUCAA